AUGAAUGAGUUUUGUGCUUCCUGUCCAACUUUUCUUCGUAUGGAUAAUAAUGCAGCAGCUAUUAAAGCCCUUGAGCUUUAUAAGAUUAAUGCACAACUCUGUGAUCCUCAUCCCUCCAAGAAAGGAGCAAGCUCAGCUUACCUUGAGAACUCGAAAGUNUAUUUGUCACCUAAUGUGAAAUGCGACUUGACGUAUCACAGCGUAUACUCUCGAGAUCCUAAUUAUCUGAAUUUGUUCAUUAUUGUAAUGGAGAAUAGAAAUCUCCACAGUCCUGAAUAUCUGGAAAUGGCAUUGCCAUUAUUUUGCAAAGCAAUGAGCAAGCUACCCCUUGCAGCCCAAGGAAAACUGAUCAGACUGUGGUCUAAAUACAAUGCAGACCAGAUUCGGAGAAUGAUGGAGACAUUUCAGCAACUUAUUACUUAUAAAGUCAUAAGCAAUGAAUUUAACAGUCGAAAUCUAGUGAAUGAUGAUGAUGCCAUUGUUGCUGCUUUUAAGUGCUUGAAAAUGGUUUACUAUGCAAACGUAGUAGGAGGGGAAGUGGACACAAAUCACAAUGAAGAAGAUGAUGAAGAGCCCAUCCCUGAGUCCAGUGAGCUGACAUUUCAGGGGCUGUUGGGAGAAGAAAGAAGAAACAAGAAAGGUCCUCAAAUGGACUCCCUGGAAACUGAACUUGGUGAUAAAACCCUGGAUUAUCAAAAACCACUUAUCCCUUUUGAAGAGUUUAUUAAUGAACCACUGAAUGAGGUUCUAGAAAUUAGAAAUGGAUAAAGAUUAUACUUUUUCAAAGUAGAAACAGAGAACAAAUUCUCUUUUAUGACAUGUCCCUUUAUAUUGAAUGCUGUCACAAAGAAUUUGGGAUUAUAUUAUGACAAUAGAAUUCGCAUGUACAGUGAACAAAGAAUCACUGUUCUCUACCGCUUAGUUCAAGGAUAGCAGUUGAAUCCAUAUUUGAGACUCAAAGUUAGAUGUGACCAUAUCAUAGAUGAUGCACUUGUCCGGCUAGAGAUGAUCGCUAUGGAAAAUCCUGCAGACUUGAAGAAGCAGUUGUAUGUGGAAUUUGAAGGAGAACAAGGAGUUGAUGAGGGAGGUGUUUCCAAAGAAUUUUUUCUGCUGGUUGUGGAGGAAAUCUUCAAUCCAGAUACUGGUAUGUUCACAUACGAUGAAUCUAUAAAAUCGUUUUGGUUUAAUCCAUCUUCUUUUGAAACUGAGGGUCAGUUUACUCUGAUUGGCAUAGUACUGGGUCUGGCUAUUUACAAUAAUGGUAUACUGGAUGUACAUUUUCCCAUGGUUGUCUACAGGAAUCUAAUGGGGAAAAAGAAUUUUCAUGACUUGGGAGACUCUCACCCAGUUCUAUAUCAGAGUUUAAAAGAUUUAUUGGAGUAUGAAGGGAAUGUGGAAGAUGACAUGAUGAUCACUUUCCAGAUAUCACAAACAGAUCUUUUUGGUAACCCAAUGAUGUAUGAUCUAAAGGAAAAUGGUGAUAAAAUUCCAAUUACAAAUGAAAACAGGAAGGAAUUUGUCAAUCUUUAUUCUGACCACAUUCUCAAUAAAUCAGCAGAAAAACAGUUCAAGGCUUUUCGGAGAGGUUUUCAUAUGGUGACCAAUGAAUCUCUCUUAAAGUACUUAUUCAGCCCAGAAGAAAUUGAAUUGCUUAUAUGUGGAAGCCGGAAUCUAGAUUUCCAGGCACUAGAAGAAACUACAUAAUAUCACGGUAGCUAUACCAGGCAUUCUGUUCUG
This is a messenger RNA of Cebus imitator (Panamanian white-faced capuchin), 1737 nucleotides long. RefSeq names its product ubiquitin-protein ligase E3A-like. Gene Ontology annotation, cellular component: cytosol. NCBI's taxonomy places the organism in Eukaryota, Metazoa, Chordata, Mammalia, Primates, Cebidae. The record is from RefSeq and is a predicted model, not a curated record. Gene Ontology annotation, biological process: regulation of ubiquitin-dependent protein catabolic process; protein polyubiquitination. Gene Ontology annotation, molecular function: ubiquitin protein ligase activity.